AUGACUGAAUUUAAAAAAUUAUCUCCAAUUCAUCCCGGAGAAAUGUUGCGAGAAGAAUUUCUCGUUCCUUAUCAAAUUAGUCCCGAACAAUUAGCCCACGAUAUUAGCGUUUCAGUCAGAGAAAUUAAGCAAAUUUGCCAAGAAAAAAAAGGAAUAAGUCCUAAUAUAGCCACUCGUUUAGCCGUUUAUUUUGAUAUUGAAUUCAGCCAACUUGCCGGAAUGCGUUCAGACUCAAAAUACUCUAAUGAUGCUGGAGGUUCACAUAAUUUACGCGAAGAUUGUGGAACUUUGGGAAGAGGUUUUGAGAAAUUAGAGAGUUUAGAUGGCGAAAAAAUUACUGAUGAACUAACUAAAACUACUAGCAAAAGCGAAUUUGACACCAAAAAGUCUAUCUUAUUACAGAAAAUUAAUGAGAUUACUGGCGACUUACAAGCUAGAACUGCCGACCAAGCCAUGAGUCCACAUGUCGAAGAUAAAAUGCAAGAAUGCCGAAGAGAUUUAGACAAUUUAAGAAGUCAAAUAACAGGAACGGCUUAUAAGUGA
Molecule: messenger RNA, 543 nt
Organism: Funneliformis geosporum
Lineage: Eukaryota; Fungi; Glomeromycota; Glomeromycetes; Glomerales; Glomeraceae
Source: the annotation of a GenBank genome assembly